CUCGCUCUCGCUCUCUCUGUGCAACUGUGAACAAUGCAGGCGAUUUCAAGGCGAUUAGGGCACCGAUUUAUCUCUCCUGCAGCUUGUACUGCGUCUCUCAAAUCAACUUACCCGCUCUAUUAUGGAGCUGAUCAUCCACGGUAUGGAUCUAGUCUCGCUCCCAAAGGUGUGGGCCACCUCGUUCGCAAGGGUACUGGUGGAAGAUCUUCGGUUAGUGGCAUUGUUGCUACUGUGUUUGGAGCUACCGGGUUCCUUGGUCGUUACCUUGUGCAGCAACUUGCUAAAAUGGGAUCUCAAGUGUUAGUUCCUUUCCGAGGCUCUGAGGAUUGUCAUCGCCAUCUCAAACUGAUGGGUGAUUUGGGUCAGAUAGUGCCAAUGAAGUAUGACCCAAGAGAUGAAAAUUCAAUUAAGGCUGUUAUGGCAAAGGCAAAUGUGGUUAUUAAUCUUAUUGGAAGAGAAUAUGAGACAAGAAACUACAGCUUUGAGGAAGUGAACCAUGUCAUGGCUGAACAACUUGCAACAAUUGCCAAAGAACAUGGAGGUAUCAUGAGAUUUAUUCAAGUUUCAUGCUUAGGAGCAUCUCCUUCAUCUCCAUCAAGAAUGCUAAGAGCCAAAGCUGCUGCAGAAGAAGCUAUAUUAAGAGAAAUACCUGAGGCCACAGUCAUGAAACCUGCUGUUAUGAUUGGUACUGAGGAUCGAAUUCUUAAUCGGUGGGCUCAUUUUGCCAAAAAAUAUUCCUUUAUUCCACUAAUUGGAGAUGGAUCUACCAAAAUCCAACCUGUGUAUGUUGUUGAUGUAGCUGCUGCAAUUGUUGCAGCCCUGAAAGAUGAUGGAACUAGCAUGGGAAAAGCUUAUGAGCUUGGUGGACCCGAAAUCUUUACUGUGCAUGAAUUGGCAGAGCUUAUGUUUGAUACGAUUCGUGAAUGGCCUCGCUAUGUCAAAGUUCCCAUCCCUAUUGCAAAGCUGCUUGCAACACCGCGAGAAGUAUUACUGGACAAAGUUCCAUUCCCAUUACCAACUCCCAACAUGUUCAAUUUGGAUGAGAUCGAUGCUCUUACUAUGGAUACAGUGGUGUCAGACAAUGCUUUCACAUUUAAUGAUCUUGGGAUUAUGCCACAUAAGUUGAAGGGGUACCCUGUUGAGUUUCUUAUCUCAUACCGCAAGGGUGGGCCACAAUUUGGUUCUACAGUCAGUGAAAGGGUAUCCCCAGAUUCUUUUCCUUAAGUUCUUUGGAUCUUUCAUUUGCAAAUGUUUCUCGUCCGCUGCCUGUUUGGAGAAUUUGGAAUCCAUAGGUGAUACCCUUCAUUUUAUUGAGAGAAUGAAAAGACCUACAAUGCAAGAAUCUUGUUUCUCCUUCUCACGAUGGAAAAUGUUUUCUUCUCAAUAACCUUUCUUGAUGAUUGGGAAAUCUGUUGUAGAGUUUUUGGUUUAAUAAUAAAUUCCAAGCCUUGGCGUCAUAGGUUUUCAAGGCAUAACCGUUUUCCAGGGGAACUCUAUUGAAAAUAAUAAUAAUGUCAAUAAUCCUUCAA
Molecule: messenger RNA, 1529 nt
Organism: Manihot esculenta (cassava)
Lineage: Eukaryota; Viridiplantae; Streptophyta; Magnoliopsida; Malpighiales; Euphorbiaceae
Product: NADH dehydrogenase [ubiquinone] 1 alpha subcomplex subunit 9, mitochondrial
Exons: 12
Coding region: 34-1224 (396 amino acids)
Cellular component (GO): mitochondrion
Molecular function (GO): protein-containing complex binding
Source: RefSeq, a predicted model, not a curated record